Molecule: messenger RNA, 1654 nt
Organism: Ascoidea rubescens DSM 1968
Lineage: Eukaryota; Fungi; Ascomycota; Saccharomycetes; Ascoideales; Ascoideaceae
Product: YHR183Wp-like protein
Exons: 2
Coding region: 1-1491 (496 amino acids)
Biological process (GO): pentose-phosphate shunt, oxidative branch; pentose-phosphate shunt
Cellular component (GO): cytosol
Molecular function (GO): NADP binding; phosphogluconate dehydrogenase (decarboxylating) activity
Source: RefSeq, a predicted model, not a curated record
AUGUCUUCUAUUGCUGCAACUGCUGAUUUCGCUUUAAUUGGUUUGGCUGUUAUGGGUCAAAAUUUGAUCCUUAACGCUGCUGACCAUGGUUUUACUGUUGUCGCUUACAACAGAACCGUAUCCAAAGUUGACCAUUUCUUGCAAAAUGAAGCCAAGGGUAAAUCCAUCAUCGGUGCUCAUUCAAUUCCUGAAUUAAUUGCUCAUUUGAAAAAACCAAGAAGAAUCAUGUUAUUGGUCAAAGCUGGCUUCGCUGUCGACGCAUUCAUUAACCAAGUAUUACCUUAUUUAGACCAAGGUGACAUCAUUAUCGAUGGUGGUAACUCUCAUUUCCCCGAUUCCAAUAGAAGAUACGCUGAAUUAAAAGAAAAGGGCAUUUUAUUUGUUGGUUCUGGUGUCUCUGGUGGUGAAGAAGGUGCAAGAUAUGGUCCUUCUUUGAUGCCUGGUGGUCAUGAAGAUGCCUGGCCACAUCUUAAAAACAUUUUCCAAUCAAUUGCCGCCAAAUCUGAUGGUGAACCUUGUUGUGAUUGGGUAGGCCCUGCUGGCGCUGGUCAUUACGUCAAAAUGGUACACAAUGGUAUCGAAUACGGCGAUAUGCAAUUGAUCUGUGAAGCUUACGAUAUCAUGAAAAGAGUCGCCAAAUUCACUGAUAAAGAAAUCGGUAACGUCUUUGCCAAAUGGAAUACUGGUGUUUUAGACUCAUUCUUGAUCGAAAUCACAAGAGACAUCUUAUUAUAUGAUGACGUGGAUGGCACUCCAUUAGUCGAAAAGAUCAUGGAUACUGCUGGUCAAAAGGGUACCGGAAAAUGGACUGCUAUUAACGCUCUAGAUCUAGGUAUGCCUGUCACUUUGAUCGGUGAAGCUGUCUUUUCAAGAUGUUUAUCUGCUAUCAAAACAGAAAGAGUUAAAGCUUCAACUCUUUUAACUGGCCCACCAAUCCCAGACGGCAUUGUAACUCCAGAAAAUAAAGACCAAUUUGUUGAUGAUUUAGAACAAGCCUUAUAUGCUUCCAAAAUCAUCUCCUACACUCAGGGUUUCAUGUUGAUUAGAGAAGCCGCUAAGGAAUACGGCUGGAAAUUGAACAAUCCUGCCAUUGCCUUGAUGUGGAGAGGCGGUUGUAUCAUCAGAUCUGUCUUUUUGGCUGAAAUUACAAAAGCUUUUAGAGAAACCCCAGAUUUGGAAAACUUGCUUUUCAAUCAAUUUUUCAAAUCUGCUAUUGAAAAAGCCCAAGCUGGCUGGAGAAAGACCUUGGUCUUAGGUAUUCAAUACGGUAUUCCAACUCCUGCUUUCUCAACUGCUUUGGCAUUUUACGAUGGUUACAGAUCUGCUCGUUUGCCAGCUAAUUUAUUACAGGCUCAAAGAGAUUACUUUGGUGCUCAUACUUUCAAGGUCUUAUCAGAAGCUGCAUCUGAUAACUUGCCAUUAGGUGAAGAUAUUCACAUCAACUGGACCGGUCGUGGUGGUAAUAUUUCUGCUUCCACUUAUAUUGCUUAGUUUGUUUCUUUUUAAAAAAACAACAGCAAUUGAAAUAAAUUAUACAGCAGAAAAAAAAUAUGAGUUGUAUUCAUAUUUCAAUUAAUUUAAUCUGAGUUAUUUUAUUUAUUUUUUUUAUAUAUGAGAUAUGAUAUAAUAUAUGGCAUGAUAUAUGGUAUAAGAA